Musa acuminata AAA Group (dessert banana) is the source of this 1273-nucleotide messenger RNA. RefSeq lists its product as uncharacterized. NCBI's taxonomy places the organism in Eukaryota, Viridiplantae, Streptophyta, Magnoliopsida, Zingiberales, Musaceae. Bases 302 to 1099 code for a protein of 265 amino acids. The transcript has a single exon. The record is from RefSeq and is a predicted model, not a curated record.
CUCUCCUUCUUGACAAUAUAGAGAGAUCAGAAAAGAUGACCAAAAGAAUAGUUUUACAUUGAUAAAAUCAACAAGUUUGAAGUUUUUGGGUUGAAUCAGUGAUAUGUCAAACUCAUCCCCAAUGGAUUUUUAACCAUCUGAAUUAUCCAAAGAAUUCUUGAUGUCAUCAGGAGAUUCCCGAUCUAGUCGAUGGAGGCACUUUGUAGGUAUUCAUCAGACCAUGCUAUUUCUUCAUGUCUUCCCCCACUCGCAUGUCAUCUCCAACCCUGAAGGCUAAAAGCCUUGGAGCUAUAGAGAUUCCAUGGAGAUCCCACAGCACUCCACCAAUGACAGCUUCUCUUAUAGCUGGUUGAUGAACGUCGUCAAGUCCCCUCUCGACUCCUCCCAGGAGGACGGCGGCUCCUUCAUCGAAGUGGAUCCCAAAGUGUUCUCCAGGCGUUGGAAGACCGACUCCCUCGAUUUCGACUUCCAUCUCCCUACCCCUCAGUCUUCUGCGCUGGUUCAUGCAGAUCAGAUCAUCUCCGACGGCCUACUUCUGCCGCUCCACCUCGUCCACCCACCCACGGCCGCAGCCAUCUCCGAGUCUCCUGUGGACCCGGUUCUACUGAGAUCACUCUCGGUGGACUCAUCCAAAACGUUGCUCUCCCGAAGCAACCGGUUCCGGUCAUGCUACGACUGUGCAGCACCGAGACGGCCUAUGUCGUCCACUUCUUCGCCACUCUGCGGGCCACUGCAAAGCCUUCCUGCUUCUUCGAGCUCCGGCUCAUCGAAGAGCGAGUUCUCGACGAGCACCAAGCGGAAUUUACCUCUCUUUGGUGCCUCUGCAGGGUCUUCCAAGAGGUUCCUCGGGAAGUACUUACCCUUCCUGCUGCCUUUCUGUCGGAAGGUCAAGGGAUUGGUAUCGAUCAGGAAGCCAAGGCGCUCCAGGUUGAGCUCGGCAGCAAGUUGCAUGGAGUCGAUCGGAUCAUCUUCGAGGCACAGUGAUGCGUUCUCGAGCUGUGAGUCGUAUCGCGGCAAGACGACGGUUGAUGCGGGCACUGAAACAGCUAUACACGACGCCGUCCUCCAUUGCAAGAAUUCUUUCAACAUGUCACGGUGAAGAAGGUUUAGCGAGUAGAGUUGUCUGUGCAACGCUUCUGUAUAUUACCAGACUCUCUAUGUUGGUGAAGAACAGCCGAGGAGGGCAUCUUGUUCCUGUGAUUUUUGUGCUUCCUGUCGUUUGUCAGAUGAUGAUCAUCUACUGAUGGAGAUGAAUGGCAUAAUUCUUCCUUUC